Rhizophagus irregularis DAOM 181602=DAOM 197198 is the source of this 937-nucleotide messenger RNA. RefSeq lists its product as uncharacterized. The record is from RefSeq and is a predicted model, not a curated record. Gene Ontology annotation, molecular function: small GTPase binding. Gene Ontology annotation, cellular component: membrane; Golgi apparatus. Gene Ontology annotation, biological process: vesicle-mediated transport. Lineage: Eukaryota; Fungi; Glomeromycota; Glomeromycetes; Glomerales; Glomeraceae.
AUCCUUGAACCUUUAGAUUGAAAUUUAUAAUCGAUAAAAUGUCGAGAGAAGAAUAUAGCGUGGUCGUCGAAAUGGACGAUGAGCCUACUCGAAGGGAAGAAUUAGAGUUUCAAGAUUUUUCUUCCACUUCCGGAGUUGGUGGCAAAAUUUCUAAAGAUAAACAAGCGUCCUCUAAUAAUGACGGAUUUAAUAAUGCGUCAUUUUUCGAUUCAAAUCAGUCAAUUCGAAAUGAAUCGCAAGGCGGUUCAUACCCUUUAUGGUCGAUUGAAUACUACGCUCGAUAUUUUGAUGUAGAUACCACUCAGGUUCUUGAAAGAGCAUCGAAAAGUCUUUUUCCCAAAGACAACUUUGUUGAAACAGUUGGAUCAAAUCCUGACUUAUAUGGACCUUUUUGGAUACCCACAACUGUCAUAUUUUUACUUUUUGUGACAGCAACAAUUGCAAAAUUUAUUUCAGACAAAGAUUCUCCUUAUGAUUUUAUAAUUUUAUCAUUUGGCUUCGCCGCUAUUUAUACAUACUCUUUUGGUAUGCCAUUUAUUGUUUGGGGUGCAUUAAAAUAUUUUGGUUGUAGCCCUUCAUUGUUAGAUACUAUCGGUUUAUAUGGAUAUAGUUUAACCAUAUGGCUACCUAUCUCUAUUAUUAAUAUUAUUCCUUCUGAUACAGUUCGAUGGGCCCUUGUAAUAGUUGGAUUUGCAAUUUCAGGAUUCUUUAUCACAAGAAAUCUUUAUCCAAUUAUAUCCAGAGCUGAUUCGAAAACUUCUAGAUUAUUAUUGAUUUUUGUACUAGCGGCUCAUGCUGCAUUUGCUUUGUUACUUAAAUUUAAAUUCUUUUCGUAUCAAUGGAAACCUAAAAGUGAUUAAGAUUAAUUUUAAAUAUUUAUUAUUUAAUUUGAUAAUAGUAAAAAGGUAAGGUUUGGUUGUAUGAUUUUUUUUUUUUU